AUGUUUCAACAACAACAGCAAGAUCAACAACAAUUGCAGCAACAACAAUUGCAGCAACAACAACAACAACAACAGCAGCAGCAGCAGCAGCAGCAGCAACAACAACAACAGCAGCAACAACAGCAGCAACAGAACUAUUUGCAACCUCGCAACUUUCACAAUUACAAUGCCACUUUUAACGAAUCAAUGUUUUUCAAUCCUGAUACAGCACAAGAAAUUUGUCCUGGUAUUUGGUUAGGACCAUAUACUUCAUUAUUAACUACACCUCAAGUCAUUAACAACUUACAUUAUGCACCUCAACCACAAACUCAAUCGGCAACUGCUGAAGGAUACAAUUUCGUAUCCAAUAAUAACAUCAAGAUUAUUGUCAAUUGCGGGUCAACUUUGAAAUUUCUUGACUUGAUUGAAAACUCGCCGUAUGUUUCCAUAUCAUCGGAUGUAUUGGUGUUGAGUUUAGAUCCAUCAUUUGAUGCUGGUACAGCAGCACUACCACAACAGGGGCAGGAAUUGAUGCAACGAUUCACUCGAGAUUACAGUAAAAUUCUACACAAUUAUAUGAAUUCAUUUUAUUUCAGUAACCCCAAUGCCAACAAUUUGAUCCAUAAUUUACCAUCAAAUCAUCACUUGUCAAUUGACAGCCCCAUUAUUACCGGAUCCAAUUUGAAAUUACAAUUUUUCAAAUUGAUUCGAUUGAUUUCAUUGUUUAAAUUGAUCAAUUAUGAUUUACAAUGUCUUUUUGUAUCUGAAGAUGGUAAUGGGUCGCUAUCAACCGGAUUAACCAUUGCUUAUCUUAUGGAUUGUUAUCGAUACAAUUAUCACAAUUCAUUCAAGUUGAUUUAUGAGCGACGUCCAACUAUAAGACAAUUGCAAUUGAAUUAUUAUGACGAUUUAUUGAUUAUGGAGAAUUUAAAGAAAUUUUAUGGUGAAAAUAUCGAAUUAAAGAGGGAAAAUCCCAAUUUGUUGAUGAAUGGAUGCAAGAGAUCUAUGGGGACUGGUGAAGAUGGAUCGGGGUCUAGUGCUGCUGCUGCUGUUGAUGAUGAAAAUGGAAAUGGAGGUGGGGAUGAAAUUAUGGUUGGUGGUGAUAGAAAAAGAAAACUACAUUAG
Molecule: messenger RNA, 1104 nt
Organism: Lodderomyces parapsilosis
Lineage: Eukaryota; Fungi; Ascomycota; Pichiomycetes; Serinales; Debaryomycetaceae
Exons: 1
Coding region: 1-1104 (367 amino acids)
Biological process (GO): negative regulation of SCF-dependent proteasomal ubiquitin-dependent catabolic process; regulation of ERK1 and ERK2 cascade; negative regulation of protein binding
Cellular component (GO): nucleoplasm; cytoplasm
Molecular function (GO): F-box domain binding
Source: RefSeq, a predicted model, not a curated record